AUGGCAGCAUUUAUUAGCUAUUUGAUUAUUCUGACAAAGUUUUUACUUUAUUUAAAUCUCUCUUAUUGCAUGGAGGUGGAUUUCUGCAUACCUGUGCGUGUGGAUCACCAAAAGCACGAGAAACAUCUGCACCGGCGCGCGGAGCAGGUGAAAGACAGACAGACUGUUUUCAGAUUGAGUGCAUUCAAAGAGGAAUUUUACCUCCACCUCACUCCGGAUUCUGCUUUCAUUGCACCGGGCAGCCUUCUGCCUGACAGCGAUUCCUCAGCAUCCAAUCCCUCCACCACCGCUGACCUUAGGGAAUGCUUUUACUCCGGGGAUGUGAACUCAGACCCGGACUCCUUCGCAGCGCUCAGCCUGUGCAAAGGUCUCCAUGGAGGAUUCUCCUAUGACGGCAUGGAAUAUUUCAUUAGCCAGAGCCGGACUGAGGACGCAGCUGCCGCGUCUGGAUUUGCCAACUCCUUCGACAGGACACAUGUGAUCCGCCGCCGGAGACGCGCUGCGCACACCGGCAACUUCACUAGCAGGUGUGGAGUUACACCUGACUCCAACUUCAACGUGUCCUUGGAGAAAUACAAACACAUGGGCGAGGUGGAGAUUGAUGGUUUAACUGAAACUGUGUUGAAAAGUUUGGGGAGGUCAAAGAGAUUCGCUUCCAUCCCCAGGUUUGUGGAGGUCCUGGUGGUGGCAGAUGAAUCUAUGGCCAAAUUUCACGGGGAUGACCUGAAGCAUUACCUCCUGACCCUGAUGUCAGUAGCAGCACGCCUUUACAAGCACCCCAGCAUUCUCAACUCAAUAAACAUAGUGGUGGUGGGCUUCAUGGUGAUAAAUGAAGCUGACAAGGGACCGAAGGUGUCCAGUAACGCUGCUCUGACUCUGCGCAACUUCUGUUCCUGGCAGAAGAAGUUGAAUAAACACAAUGACAAGCACCCGGACUACUGGGACACUGCCAUACUGUUCACCAGACAGGAUCUCUGCGGAGCCACAACCUGUGACACUUUGGGGAUGGCGGAUGUUGGGACCAUGUGUGACCCGAAGAGGAGCUGCUCUGUUAUUGAAGACGACGGUCUGCCUUCAGCGUUCACAACAGCCCACGAGCUCGGCCACGUCUUCAACAUGCCCCACGACAAUGUGAAAGCAUGCGAGGAGGUCUUUGGGAAACUGAAGGACAACCACAUGAUGUCUCCCACUCUGAUUCAGAUCGACAGGAGCCGGCCCUGGUCCGUGUGCAGCGCAGCCAUCAUUACGGAGUUCCUGGACAGAGGUCAUGGAGACUGUCUGCUCGACCAGCCUCAAAGGCAGCUCUCUCUCUCAGACAACCUGCCUGGUUCCAGCUACAGUCUGCACCGACAGUGUGAGCUGGCCUUCGGACAGGGAUCCAAACCCUGCCCGUACAUGCAGCCCUGCUCCAAGCUGUGGUGCACCGGGAAGGCUCGGGGUCAGCUGGUCUGCCAAACCCGGCACUUCCCCUGGGCGGACGGCACCAACUGUGGCAACGGGAAGGUCUGCUACAGAGGAGCCUGCGCGGACAAGAACGCCACCAUGCACAUCCAGGUGGAUGGCAAGUGGGGGAAGUGGGGUGCAUUUGGAGACUGCUCCCGUAGCUGUGGUGGAGGAGUUCAGCUGGCCAAGAGAGAGUGCAACAACCCUGUACCUGAAAACGGAGGCAAAUACUGCUACGGCCUUCGAGUCAAAUACCGCUCUUGUAACCUCAACCAGUGUCUUGAAACGGGUAAGAGUUUCCGCGAGGAGCAGUGUGAGGCAUUCAAUGGCCUCAACCUGAACACCAACAGACUGGGCUCCUCUGUGGUCUGGGUUCCCAAAUACUCCGGCAUCUCUCCCAAAGACAAAUGUAAGCUCAUCUGCCGCGCCAACGGGACGGGAUACUUCUACGUCCUCGCUCCAAAGGUUGUGGACGGGACGCCCUGCUCCCCUGAUACCUCCGCCGUGUGUGUUCAGGGGAAAUGCAUCAAGGCCGGAUGUGACGGCAAACUGGACUCCAACAAGAAGUUUGACAAAUGUGGUGUGUGUGGCGGGGACAACCAGGGCUGCAAGAAGGUCUCAGGACUGUUCACCAAACCCAUUCAUGGCUAUAACUUUGUGGUGAUGCUACCCAUCGGAGCCUCUAAUGUCGACAUCCGUCAGCGUGGAUACCGAGGGAUGGUCAGUGAUGAAAACUACUUGGCGGUGAAGAACCGCUACGGCAAGUACCUGCUGAACGGUAACUACGUGGUGUCGGCGGUGGAGCGCGACCUGCUGGUGAAGGGAAGCCUGCUGCGCUACAGCGGCACCUCCACCUCUGUGGAGAUCCUCCAGGCCACCAGGCCGCUGCAGGAGCCGCUGACUGUGGAGGUGCUCUCUGUGGGGAAGAUGACUCCUCCCAGGGUGAGGUACUCCUUCUACAUCGCCAAGGAGAGCAAGGAGGAGAAGACUCUACGGAAAGAGGAGAGGAGCCACGCGGCGCAGAACAGCGUCUUGUCAGACAGUAACAGGGUGGAGGCGAAGAAGCAGAUGAUGGGGAAGAGGCCCGUGAGCCACUGGGUGACAGGAAGUUGGGAUUCUUGCCCGGUGACCUGUGGGAGCAGUCUGCAGAAGAGGCUGGUGCAGUGCCAGGGCAUGGACGGGCGUCCUGCGGUGGACUGCGACAGCGCCGACAGGCCUGUGGCCUCCAGAGCGUGUGGAGAUCCCUGCCCCAUGUGGGAUGUAGGAGUGUGGUCUCACUGCUCCAAGUCCUGUGGGAGGGGCUUUAAAAGGCGACCAGUGCGCUGCAUGACAGACAACGGCAUGCAUCUACCCAGAGACCACUGUGCUGGAAGGAGGAAGCCUCAGGAACUGGACCUCUGCAACCUGAGGCCAUGUUAGAGCGAAGCAGACACAGCCUGAGGACUUCUUUUGUCAGUCAAAUUGAUGAUUUGACAUGAACCUUAAGCCCUAAUCAGCAUAACUGAAGAGGCUGUGCUGAGUGGAUACUCUCUGAAGCAGCCUUACAGCGCCUGUAGGGCGUCUGCUGCAACAAAGAGAGCUAGUGGAGACAGAGAGGGUCUUCCUCUGUUGUUUGAAGACACAGACUUCUGUUAAGACAAGAGGGACAAACUGUUGAACCCUCUGCAGCCGGUUUGUCUACCUCGACCAGGAGCGACGACACAGUGCCUGAGCAUACAGAGAGGAGGAAGAGGAUGCAGAGAUCUCAGACUGAACAGAUAUCUUACUCCUUCUGUAGUGACGUUUAUGGGAUGAGAUAAAAAACAUGAGGGAAAUUAAAGUUCAGGACACAAAGACAAAGUGUAGUGAGGAGAAACUCGACCGUCUGCAGACACACUGCAGUUAUCUCACCUGUGAAACGACAUUUUCUCAUUUCACUGAACAAAAUGUGAAGCAGUACUGUAUCAUUCAUGCAGGUCCAUGCAGUUUUAUAUCUUUUCUAUUGUUUUAUUUUCAUCUUUUUUAUUCUCAAAGACAGCAGCGAUCAUUUCACAGCGACUUCAUCUUAACAAACGGCUUUACCAGCUUUAUAUCCUGCAGUCUAAGACACACGCUAUGCAUAAGUCUCAACUUUAUAUACGUCUCUCACCAAAAUCAAAGAACUCCUUAUUUUUAACUUGGACCAAAAACUCAAAGGACACUUUUAAUAAGAGGGAAACAAGUGUAGUAGAGGUAAGGUGUGAUAAUACUCUGUAGUGAAUGUACGUUACACUUUUUGAAGCGGUGCAUCAAUAAUGCAUCCACGUCUGUUCUGUGUAAACCAAACUGAGCACACUUACCUGUUUGCUCUACGUUGCCAAAGAAUCAAAGACGCAUUAGUACUGCUUUAACGGACAGAAUCAGUGCUCACAUAAAUUAAAUCGUUUCAUUUGACUACAGAUUACAAUCCUGUUCUUUAACAUCAUCUGCAUUGUGUUCCUCUAAGGCUUUUGACUGUCAAACACUCACCAACUGGAGCUGAAAGGUGACUGAUAGAGCCAAACAACCAAUUCAUCAAGACAGAAAACCAAAUCUGUGAGGGGGGGAUCAGACAAAAGAAGGGACCUUAAGAUAUCAAUCUGUGCUUCAGGAUUUAGUAUUUUAUGACAUUUGAAAGAUCAGGUGUUUGUUUUGGAAGAACCAUGAAGGGUUUGAGGUGUGUAGAUUUCUCAAACCUCUCCAAAAGCAUAGAUCACUUCUGACUACAAACUAUUGCUGAAGUAAUUUUCAAUUGCAAAGCAAUCUCAGAACACAUCAGCAAUCAUUUGUUGAUGAAACUGGGAGCGACAGACAACUUUUUUGAGGCUCCAGUUUAGCUAGCGGUUAACAAUGAAGGACCUCCAACCUUCCUUUUCAGUGCAUUGUUUACAGACUGAGCAGUAAUUCUAAAAAGCAAGAUUAAAAUUGGUGUUCACAAACA
Molecule: messenger RNA, 4381 nt
Organism: Notolabrus celidotus (New Zealand spotty)
Lineage: Eukaryota; Metazoa; Chordata; Actinopteri; Labriformes; Labridae
Product: A disintegrin and metalloproteinase with thrombospondin motifs 15-like
Exons: 8
Coding region: 1-2862 (953 amino acids)
Biological process (GO): extracellular matrix organization; proteolysis
Molecular function (GO): zinc ion binding; metalloendopeptidase activity
Source: RefSeq, a predicted model, not a curated record